This is a messenger RNA of Drosophila virilis, 1801 nucleotides long. Its product is annotated as UDP-glycosyltransferase UGT5. Gene Ontology annotation, molecular function: UDP-glycosyltransferase activity. The record is from RefSeq and is a predicted model, not a curated record. Lineage: Eukaryota; Metazoa; Arthropoda; Insecta; Diptera; Drosophilidae.
UCCGCAGGCAACACACAUAUAAAAUAUCAGGAUGCAGCUGCUUCAUCUUUUAUUACUGCUGUCGGUCAGUUUGGGCCAUGUCUGGGGCUACUCCUUUCUACUGAUCUCGCCCACUGCGGCAAAGUCACACUUCUAUGUCGGUCAGGCCUUGGCCAAGGGUCUGGUUGCCGCAGGACACGAGGUCACGGUGGUCUCGCCGUUUCCACAGAAGAAGCCUAUCAAGAACUACGUAGAUGUGGCAACGCCGAACAUAAUAACAGCCAUGGCUGUCAACAAAGCUAGAAUUCUGGACGUUGCUAAGAUACCUUUAGUAUUCCGCCUGCCUGUUAUGCAUGCCAUGGGUCUCAAGCUGACCCGAACUUUGAUGGAGGAACCUGAGGUACACACACUAUUGGCACAGAAUCGCACCUUCGACGCGGUCAUCUGCGAAGUAUUCAUGAAUGAGGCGCACUUUGGCUUUGCCGAGCACUUUCAGGCACCGCUGAUAGGUCUGAGCACCUUUGGAGCUUCUACUUGGACCACGCAGCUGGUUGGCACGCCUUCGCCGCCCUCCUAUGUGCCCAACUUUCUGCUCCAUUUCAGCGAUCACAUGAGCUUCUUUGAGCGUGCACACAACCUAAUCUUCACGGCUUACGAGCUGAUUUACCAGCACUUUUUCUAUUUGCCCCAGCAACAACAACUCUAUAGGAAAUACUUUCCCAAUAACAAGCAGGAAUUCUACGAACUGCGAAAGAAUACAGCGCUGGUGCUGCUCAAUAAUCACAUCUCCCUGGGCUUUUCCCGACCCUAUGCUCCGAACAUGAUCGAAGUGGGCGGCAUGCACAUAAAUCGCAAGAGCCAAUCGCUGCCGCAAAACAUAGAAGAGUUCAUCAAAGGCGCCAAGCACGGAGUCAUCUACUUUUCCCUGGGCUCAAAUUUAAGGAGCUCAGACUUACCGCUGGAAAAGCGUGAAGCAUUUGUCGAAACAUUCCGGAAUCUUAAGCAGCGCGUGCUUUGGAAAUUUGAGGAGCCCAAUUUGCCUGGCAAGCCAGACAAUGUCUUCAUUUCGGACUGGUUCCCGCAAGACGACAUUUUGGCGCACGAGAAUGUCAUCUUAUUCAUUACGCAUGGUGGUCUCCUCAGCACAACGGAGUCCAUUUUCCAUGGAAAACCCGUGUUGGGCAUUCCCUUCUUUGGUGAUCAGUUUAUGAAUAUGGCACGUGCAGAGCAGGCCGGCUAUGGAGUUACAGUAGCAUAUUCCGAACUGACAAGAGAGACGUUCCAGAAUGCUAUAGACAAAAUACUAACUAAUCCCAGCUACACGGAGCAGGUGCGUGAGAUGUCCUCUACAUUCCGGGAUCAGCACGAAACGCCGCUGGAACGCGCCGUCUAUUGGGUGGAGCAUGUGACUAGGCAGAAAGGCGCGAGAUACUUGAGAAGUGCUGCUCAGGAUCUCAGCUUUAUACAAUAUCAUAACUUGGAUGUUUUAGCUAUGAUCAUUGGAGGAUUAUGUUUGGCUCUGUAUGCCGUUUUUUAUUGCCUAGCGGCUCUUGUAAGGCUCAUUGGUAAAAGACUAGGUGGAAAGUCCACAAAAGUUAAAAAAAAUUAAUUUUGGUUUAUUGUACUAUAAUUGUUAUGGAUCCUAAGAAAUUAAAAUUGUUUAGUAAGGCUUACAAAUGGGUAAUUUAAAAAACACUGUGUAGUAUUCUAAGCAUUAAAUUAAACAUUUGUUUCCAUGAAAUACGAUUGCAGAUUACGGAAAUAUCAUAAAAGAAAUAUUAUAAAAAAAAGCACACCUAAAUGUGUUCAACAAUUCAACCUA